Messenger RNA from Asparagus officinalis (garden asparagus), 2974 nucleotides. RefSeq names its product probable leucine-rich repeat receptor-like protein kinase At5g49770. The coding region runs from base 10 to 2793 and encodes 927 amino acids. The transcript is spliced from 19 exons. The record is from RefSeq and is a predicted model, not a curated record. Gene Ontology annotation, molecular function: ATP binding; protein binding; protein kinase activity. Gene Ontology annotation, biological process: protein phosphorylation. NCBI's taxonomy places the organism in Eukaryota, Viridiplantae, Streptophyta, Magnoliopsida, Asparagales, Asparagaceae.
ACACCCAAAAUGCUUCUGCUGCUGGUUCUGUGCUUUGUAACUGCUCAGCUCAGCUCUAGUAUCACAAAUAGACAAGAUGUUGCAGCUCUCUUAGCUUUGAUGGAUGAAAUGAAGAACACACCGCCGAAUUGGAGAAUGUCGAAUGAUCCUUGUGGUUCACAUUGGGAUGGUGUUGCAUGCAAGAAUUCGAGGGUGACAGAACUGAAACUAUAUAGCAUGGGUCUUGAAGGCACGAUAAGCAGUGAUAUCGGAAGCCUGACCGAACUCCAAUCACUGGAUCUAUCCUACAAUAAGAAGCUUGGUGGUCCUUUAACUCCUGCUAUUGGAAAGUUACCGCAGCUUACCACUCUGAUCUUGAUCGGUUGCAGUUUCAGUGGUAGCAUCCCAAAUGAACUAGGCAAUUUACCGAAACUCACAUUUUUCCUCUCCAAUCUCUUUUGGCUAGAUUUGGCAGAAAAUCAGUUGACAGGAUCUCUCCCAAUUUCUACAAGCACAUCCCCCGGGUUAGAUCAACUUCUCAAUGCAAAGCACUUCCAUUUAAACCAAAAUCGGUUGUCUGGUUCGAUCCCUGAAAAACUUUUCAGCUCCAAUUUGACAGUAGAACAUAUACUUCUGGAUAGAAAUCAACUUACUGGGAGCAUCCCACAAUCUAUUGGACUUGUGCAGUCCCUUACUGUUCUCCGUCUUGAUAAUAACUUGCUCAAUGGCUCAGUUCCGUCCAAUAUGAGCAAUCUUUUGGGUCUUAAUGUACUUAAUUUAGCAAACAACAUGCUAACUGGCCCCCUGCCAAAUUUGACGGGACUCAAUGUGCUCAAUUCUGUGGACUUGAGUAAUAACUCAUUUGAUCCUUCAGAAGCUCCUGCUUGGAUAUCCGAAUUAGGAUCUCUUACUUCUUUGAUGAUAGAAUCAGGGGGGCUUCAUGGAAAAGUUCCACAGGAACUCUUCAGUUUUCCUCAAUUACAGCAAGUGAUACUGAAAGAUAAUCGCUUUAACGGAAGUCUCGACGUAGGUACCAAUGUCAGCCCGCAACUGAAGAUUGUGGAUUUCCAGAAUAACGCUCUUACCUCCGUUGAACUUAGUUCCAACUACAAUAACACAAUAAUUCUCACUGGAAAUCCAGUAUGCAGCAAUUUCCAUCUUUCCCAAACAAGCUAUUGCCUCUUUCAGCAAGAAAAAUCACCACCUUAUUCCAUCGUUGCUGCCGAUUGUGACCCUCCGUCAUGUCCUCAAAAUUAUAACUGUUCAAAUCCUUAUGAAGGAGUGAUGAUUUUUAGAGCGCCAUUCUUCAGAGAUACAACAAAUCAUUCAAAGUUCCAGUUAUUGAGAGAGAGUAUAUGGAGAAGAUAUGGAUCUUCACUGGGAUCAGUAUCUCUUCAAAAUCCCUUUUUCGAUAGUAAUUCUUAUCUUCAGGUUGAGCUGAAACUCUGCCCAUCAUCAGGCAUUUAUUUCAACCGGACCGAGAUUCUGAUGGAGCUUGAUUUAAGCAGCCAAAAUUUUACACCCCCCGGAAUGUUUGGUCCAUACUAUUUCAAUGCAUCUUCAUAUCGUUUUCCAGGUGGUAUUAAAUCCUCUCCAAGUAAAGGUUUUGUUGUUGGGGUUAUAGUUAGCUGUACAUUUUUGAUCCUUGGACUUCUAGCAGUUGGAAUUUAUGCACUCAAUCAAAAACGGAGGGCUCAAAAAGCUAUUGAAAUAAGCAAUCCUUUUGCAUCAUGGGACAAAAGUGAAGAUACCGUUGAUGCACCAAAGUUGAAAGGAGCAAGAUGCUUUUCUUUCGUUGAACUGAAGAAGUGCGCCAAUAAUUUCGCAGAAAUUAAUGAAAUUGGAACAGGAGGCUAUGGCAAGGUAUAUAGAGGAAUGCUCCCAGAUGGGCAAGUUGUUGCAAUCAAGAGGGGAUAUAGAGGAUCAAAUCAGGGCCGACUCGAGUUCAAGACAGAAAUCGAGUUGCUUUCUAGGGUUCAUCACAAUAAUCUAGUAGGCCUUGUGGGGUUUUGUUUUCAGCAUGGAGAACGGUUGCUCGUGUAUGAGUACAUCCCCAACGGAACUCUAAGGGACUGCUUGUCUGGCAAGUCUGGCAUUCAACUUGACUGGAAGAGUAGGCUCUGGAUUGCUCUUGGAUCAGCUAGAGGACUAGCUUAUCUUCAUGAACGUGCAUAUCCUCCUAUUAUUCACAGAGAUGUCAAGUCUACAAAUAUACUUUUGGAUGAAAAGUUAAAUGCCAAAGUUGCAGAUUUUGGUCUCUCAAAGUUAGUAUCAGAUGGUGAAAGGGGACAUAUUUCUACACAAGUCAAGGGGACAAUGGGUUACCUCGAUCCUGAAUACUACAUGACAGAACAGUUGACCGACAAAAGUGAUGUUUAUAGUUUUGGAGUAGUAAUGCUAGAGCUGAUAUGUGCUAAGCCACCGAUACACAUGGGACAGUACAUUGUUCGUGAAGUAAAACUGGCAAUCAAUGACAAAGACGAUGAGUAUUUUGGUCUUAAAGACAUAAUGGAUCCCCUUCUUAUAAGCAAGUCCACCGAUGUCAUUGGUUUCAGGAGGUUCAUAGAGUUGGCCUUGCAAUGCGUACGAGACUCAUCAGUAGAUCGUCCAACAAUGAGUUACAUUGUGAAAGAAAUCGAGAGGCUUUUGCAGAAUGAAGGAAUAAGAACAACCUCAUCAUCUGGAUCUUCAUCAGAUGCAGACUAUAGAGUCAUGAAGGUUAUGAAUCAUCAUAGCUAUACUGAUUCGACGCAGGGAAGUAACAUGAGCAGCAGUUCAUUUGGACUUCCUUAUUCUCAACAGAGCUCUAAAUAGAAAAUAACUUUUUCUAGUUAUGUUAUUAGAGAGUUUUUGUUUACUAUACUACUUGUUUUGGACGUUUUUGUAUAUAUUUACUGAGUGCUCUGGAGGAUUUUGUUAGAUGUUCUUUUGCAUCUUGGUCAGAGACUUUUCAUAUACAGAAGACAAAGUAAGCCAUUUUGGUUUCCUAACAUGU